CAGAAGCUGUCCUCUCAACACCGUGGGACACACCUUCCUUCAGCUAAGGAGGAAAGCAGAAAACCAGCAUGUCACAGAGUUGCUAAAUGAUUUCUGUACGGGCUUCUGUUACUUUUUCCGCGUCUGGAGACUUCUGAACUAUGCAAACUUGUAAGAAGCUGUUGAGAGGAAACACAUAUUUACUUGAUCCUUUUCCAAGUCCACGGAUUUAAACACAAUCACGGAUUUAACAUGAGCCUCGUAUCUCGGAGAUGUGUUUUCUACUGUGUUGUAUUUAGUUUUGUGGUCAUAUUUUUUAACAUAAGGGCAGAUGCAACACUGGAGGGUUCCUCUAUGGGUUACCUGAGCUUGCCAUAUACUCAGCAGCCUUUGGUGUUUCCGCGGGUCAUUCGUGUAUCUGAUGUCAAGGUAUCUGAUGAAGGCCACGCAGUUAACUCUCGACGGAAACGGAACAUCCUUUUCCAAAGUGGAGUCAAACUCUGUGCGCAAGACACUGCCCAGCAAGUAGUUGCAAACCACCUAAACUACUUUUAUCUCAGAGUGUGCCAGGAGACCAUAUGGGAGGCUUUCAAGAUAUUUUGGGACCGCCUCCCAGAGCAAGAAGAGUACCAAAGCUGGAUGAGCCAAUGCCAGGAGGGCACAGUCACAGCACAAUAUAUUGGCAGCUACUUUAGCCAAUCAGAGGAGCAUCAAGCACUGGUUAAAAAGAGAAUGUCACUGCCAGGUUUAAAAAGUGAGCCCACCAGGUCCUGGCAACAAAUCUGCAGCUCACCAACACCAACAGCCCCGAAAGCUAUUGAAGCUCCUGAGUUAGAAGACAAAGCAAAAGGAGAGGUGGAGGAGGCAGCCACUCUUGUCCCAGAGGUGGAGGAGAGUCCGCUGGACAAUGACAUUGCCAUGCAGCGUCCCACCCCCGCUCUGCUGGAGCAGGUGGUGGAGCUGAGCAUCCUCUUGACAGGAAUGAGGUUCAACGAAAACCUCAACGAUCCAGCCAGCCUUCAGCACCAAACACUCAGCAGACAGCUUGUUGAAAAGAUAGAGGACGCUCUGGAGGGGCUUCCUGGAUUUAAGAGCGUGUCUGUGCUGGACUUCAGGCCCCAGAAAGACACCAAGGGGCUGGAUUGUGUGGUGGUGGACUUUGCUGUCACAGUGGUGGUGGAUGGAGCAGGCGUGAGCACUGAGCAACUGGACUACCUGACCUUGCAGUCAAACCGGGUGGAGAAUUCAUACCGUGAGGUCAUGGAGCUCCCUACGGUGGUCUACACCAUCAACGAGGUCAAAAACGUCAUCACUGUCACCCUGCAUAACAACGAGCUAGAGAAUGGUUCCAAAGUGUCUGAGGUCCCUGAGUCUGUCAACGCUGCGGACGGAGCCGUGGUUAAUGCUGUUGAUGAGCUACCAGAGGUCCCGAUCUCGGAAGAGGACACCAAGGAUGUCAACAAAGAUGAUGUCCUGCCUGUGCCCUCUGAAACCAACACAGUGACAAGCAUAGAACAUUAUGUUGUUGUUCUGGAGGAGAGUGCAGUUGGGUCUCCUGCUCUUGUCCUGACCACUAGAUCACCUGAGGCUGACGUCAUUGAGGAGGAGGGUCUGCUACUGUGGAACACUGUGCAGACUCCUGUUGUGGAAAAAAAAACACCAGCGGAGCUCCCAGCUGAGCUUCCCUCACCUGAGCUGCCAAAGGGCAUCACACUGCCUGCACCACCGGUGGAGGUCGAGGCCUCUGGUUUAGGCACAGAAGACCUGGAGCUCUUGCUCCAACCAUCUAUAUCCACAGAAGAAGAAAAAGAAGUGUCUUUUGGCUCAGAAGAUGGGCUGAUAACAGAAGAAGUCAACAUAAAUGCAGGUGCCACCUCUAAAGCUGAAACAGAGGAAGUUGAGGUCGGGGCAGUGGGAGAAGAACCUACUACUUCAACUCUGGAAGAAGAGCAUCUGGAUGAGGUUAUUGUGAAUAAGACGGAGAUUCAAGAGGGCCUCAAGUUCUUCACAAUUGCAUCUGAGACUAUAGAAAAAGAAGGCCCGCCUGCCCCAGUCUCACCUACUGUGGCUGUAGAUUUAGCAAGUAAAGAAUCAGAGCUGAAGACAGGAGAAACUGAUCUGCUUCCUGUUGGCAAAGACUUGGAGGACACAGAAGAGGAGUUCACAGAUGUUCCAUCUGUAGAUGAGGAAGUUAACCCCGAACAGCCUGUGGAAGACACAGACAUUAAUGGUCUUGAAGCAGGUGGCAUAGAGGAAGCAACAGAGAGCGAGGGACAAGCUCCACCUGUAGAGGUAGAGGGCCCAGUAGCUCCAGAGAUCUCAACAGGAGAUAUUACAGACGAUGAGAUCUUACUGGUCAACAUGAGACCUGCCCAACCGACUGCCCUGUCUCCAGAACGGGAGUCACCUUUCACCCGUAUCUCUGAUGUUGCUCAGUCUGAUAUCAUCAUCCCAUCACUGGUUGAGAUCCAGACUGCUAACGAAGGAUUGAAUGAUGCCACCAUCGGAGAUCAGGACUAUGAUGUGAUCCAUUAUGGUUAUGGUUUGAUUAACCACACAGAGGAGGGCAGCACUAGCUUUCCGUUUGGUGUGACACACGGCACAGAGCAAGUCAAUAUCGCCAUGCCUGUGAACCCGGGACGAGCACUGAUGGUGUUCUUCAGCUUGAGGGUGACCAACAUGAUCUUCUCAGAUGAUCUCUUUAACAAAAGUUCCCCAGAAUACAAAGCUUUGGAGCAACGCUUCAUAGAGCUGCUCGUGCCCUACCUGCAGUCCAACCUGAGUAACUUUGAGAACCUGGAGAUCCUGAACUUUAGGAAUGGCAGCAUUGUGGUAAACAGUCGGAUGAAAUUUGGCAAACCUGUGCCACAAACCGUCACCAACACUGUCUAUCUGAUCCUGGAGGACUUCUGUAACACAGCCUACCAGACCAUGAACUUGGCAAUUGAUAAGUACUCACUGGAUGUUGAGUCAGGUGACAAGGCCGACCCCUGUAAGUUCCAGGCGUGUAACGAGUAUGCAGAGUGUAAGGUGAACAAGUGGUCGGGGGAGGCGGAGUGUGUCUGUAAUGCUGGCUACUUUAGUGUGGACAGCCUGCCCUGUCAGAGUAUCUGUGAGCUGCAGUCUGACUUUUGCCUUAAUGACGGCAAGUGUGACAUCAUCCCUGGCAAGGGAGCCAUCUGCAGGUGUCGCGUCGGGGAGAACUGGUGGUACAGAGGAGAGCACUGUGAGGAGUACGUAUCUGAGCCACUGGUGGUUGGCAUAGCAAUUGCCUCUGUAGCUGGAUUCCUACUGGUGGCCUCCGGUGUAAUUUUCUUCCUCGCCAGGACAUUACGGGAUCAGUAUGACAAGGAUGAGUCAGAGGACCCCCUACGGCGAGCAGAGAGUAUACCGUCUCUGGAGAGGGCGACCAAGUACAACCCCAUGUAUGAGAGUGAGGCCACUACAGGCUACAGCCACUACUACCGGCGCUAUCCUGAAGCUCCCGUGUACAGCAGUGCCAGCGCUGAGGCCUCCACUGACUUCAGCAGUGAGGAGAUUCGACACAUCUAUGAGAACAGUGAACUGACCAAGGAGGAAAUCCAAGACAGGAUACGCAUUAUUGAGCUCUACGCGAAGGACCGGCAGUUUGCAGACUUUGUACGGCAUCAUCAAACUGUUGUGGAUAUCCGCAGAGAGAGCUCCUCUGCACACACAUGAAACUCUCCUGUGAACAACAAGAAACAUGUCUCUAUGUUAAGUGAAGCUCCCUGUCAAGACUGCACUUCCUUCAUCAUGACACUCAGAACACUGCUCUUGAAUUCUGGACCAACGACCCCUCUGUGUCUCUGCGUAUGUCUCUGAAGUGUUGACUGUUCUUCCUCCUUCCUUUGUGCCUUCUCUUGACUGGGUGAGCUGGUUGUUACAUGAAGUGUUUACGGCUCAUCUACUUGGACGUCUCCCUUUUGGGGAAAACUGGACUGCAUCCUAUUACUUGAAAUGUUUAUCACAUUACUGUCACAAAGUAGUCCUUUUCUUUAGUGGAAUGAUCGGUUUUGUUUUGUCAUAUCAUAUCUGCCCAUUCUUAAAGGGAAGAAAUACAAUAUGUGAAUACGUAUAUAUAGUGUUACUGUUAG
This is a messenger RNA of Etheostoma cragini (Arkansas darter), 4094 nucleotides long. RefSeq names its product interphotoreceptor matrix proteoglycan 2a (gene impg2a). The record is from RefSeq and is a predicted model, not a curated record. Gene Ontology annotation, biological process: visual perception. The transcript has 22 exons. The coding region runs from base 232 to 3678 and encodes 1148 amino acids. Lineage: Eukaryota; Metazoa; Chordata; Actinopteri; Perciformes; Percidae. Gene Ontology annotation, molecular function: heparin binding; hyaluronic acid binding.